Molecule: messenger RNA, 2450 nt
Organism: Mya arenaria
Lineage: Eukaryota; Metazoa; Mollusca; Bivalvia; Myida; Myidae
Exons: 1
Coding region: 82-2271 (729 amino acids)
Molecular function (GO): zinc ion binding
Source: RefSeq, a predicted model, not a curated record
CUUGCCUGACAAACUCUGUACAAACUUUCUGGAAUUAAUAAAAGAAUAAGAGUUCAAACUUUAUAAAUUACAUUAAGGACAAUGGAUUCGAGUGGUUCGGUUGAGUUACGUCAGUACAAGAACAUUGCCGAGCACUUCAACUGCCCUAUACAUCUAGGCAAGCUACGGGACCCGCGCCGCCUCGCCUGCGCGCACACCUUCUGUGCAGAAUGUCUCAAUGGCGUCAUCAAAACGGCGCUCGUGACGCGGACAGACGAAAUGUUCGAAUGUCCCGUCUGUCGGACGCGCCACCACAUCCCCAACACGACCGAGUCACAUGACUGGGCGCGGGGGUUCCCCGUGGACGCGUUUUGUGUCAUCCAGCUGCAUACACUAUCCCAGUAUGAACGAUCAGUCGUCUGUGAGCGACACAUCCAGAAGUUCAAAGAGUAUUUCUGUUUCCACCACCGCGAGCUGCUGUGCUCGGACUGUGUGAUAGAGAAACACACCAAGUCCCCGUGCUCGUGCGGGAGCCUCCAGGACUCCAUGCUCGAGGUACGCCUGCAGAUCAAAGAGCUCCUUGCCAAACUCCGGCUGCAGGAGGAACGCGCCAGGCGCAUACUCGACUCCCAGGUCGCCGCCUCACACUCGGACGAGCUGGUGAAGAAAAUUGGUGAGGUGGAGAAAUUACUGGCAAAGUUUUAUAAAACGAUGAAAGCUAAACUAAAAGCGUCAAAACACCAGGUAAAUGAGACAACAAAAAUAUCUCAGGCGGAGAAAGACCAUCUUUCUACUAUCCUUUCUUUAAUUACAAAGACGAAGGAACACGUUGAAAAUGUAAUUAGACCAGAAAAGAAACGUAAGGAAACUAGCAACGAAAUAUUCAACAUAUGGACACCACUCGAGCAGGAAACCCAGAACUUUGACCAGGCCCUGGAUGAUGUUGAAACAAAACCAUACUGCGUCAAUGUCCAAGCUGACGAACAAUUUCUCAACUUCAUAUCCUACGACAAGAGCCCAAUAGUCGUAUCCAGGGAUACCACUGGAACACAUCCAGCAACGCCGACAAAACAGAAAACUCUCAACCGAUAUGCCUCCCAAAACCCCACGGUUGCAGUAGAAUCGGAUUCCCCUAGAUAUCGGGAUUCGCCGGAAGUGACGAUAAUUCCAAGUCCCGUGCAGGCAACGAGAACGAUGAUCUCUUUGGCAACACCGCCCAUAUCCAAGUCAACCAACUUGAAGAAAUUAUGUAACACUCGCCCUGCCUCCCAUGAUGAGACACCGAGACAGAUACGUUACGGCCAAUCGCCUGCGCGUAUCGCUGGGAACGCAAGGUCCCUUAGCAUGGCUCACGUUUUCCCGAAAGUUGGAACGGGUGAACUUAUCAACAGAGAUACGAGUAAAAGCAUACGCGGAGCGGAAGUUAAGCUGAAAGGAAUAACAGAGGUAUCAAGUUUUGAACUUUCGUGUGCAGAUCUUGUUCUUUUAGACAAUCACAUUGUCACAAUCACUGACUCUGCAGUGCAAAAGUUCACGAUGGAGUUUAGAUAUGUUGGAGGUAUCCAUAUCCGGUUUCCAUGGCGGUUGUGCGCGAUUAAAGAAACGACGAACGUGGCUAUCAACCACAAUACCCGGUUUAUCUCAAUAAUAGGGACGGAACCAACGCUUCAAAUUCUCUACCGCAUAGAAACUGAGAAGCCAUACGCUCAGAUUUGUCACAUGCGCACGCAGUUUUUGGAGGACAGGUUUGGAAAGACAAAAUACCACGAGUACUUUGCUCUGUCUCAUACAACCGAUUUAAGGGCUGACUGUGUUGAUCUGAUGAAAGUCUCUUACGAUAAAAACCCUUUUAGUAACUUUACCUCCAACCAGGUAACAAAACUGGUUCCUCUCCGGACCCGCACUCUUAUAGCGAGUGACAAACAUUCUGUCGUCCGCAGCCCCAAUGCGCUCGCAGCCACAGCGGACGGCAAACGCCUGAUAAUUGGCGGGGAAUCAGCGGUUGUAUGCGUAAGGAAGACGGGCGAGAUCACAUGGACGCGCCCUGUCAUCAGGUUCGUGGCAAGCAUUUGCUGUGACAAGGGGCUGGUGUUCGUCUGCAUCGAGAACGAGCGAAAAUUGAUGGUGCUAGACGAGGCUGGAAAUAAUCUAUGUGAGAACCUUUUUCCUCUUGGCUGCGAUAUAGUCCGCCCGAACCGCGUGGCCGUAGAGCACGACCAGAUGGUUGUCCGCGAGUUCAACGAGAAGGACUGGAAAAGCACAGUGCACGUGUUCAAUAUUGAUAUGCGAUAGACCAAACCCGGGCUCUUUUGCACGAUUAUAUACUGCCGGAUGUGAUUUACUCUAAACAUUGCGCAUUUGGGACGUUGAAGUAUGCCAGACCUGGUGACUUUUGUGCUUAAUGUUUUAGUUUCAAUUUCUAUUAUUUCGAUCUGUAUAUUUUAUUGACAUAACUAUUCGAUAUAACAGUG